Brachypodium distachyon (stiff brome) is the source of this 1858-nucleotide messenger RNA. RefSeq names its product cytokinin dehydrogenase 1. Bases 73 to 1638 code for a protein of 521 amino acids. The transcript is spliced from 3 exons. Gene Ontology annotation, biological process: cytokinin metabolic process. Lineage: Eukaryota; Viridiplantae; Streptophyta; Magnoliopsida; Poales; Poaceae. Gene Ontology annotation, molecular function: cytokinin dehydrogenase activity; FAD binding. The record is from RefSeq and is a predicted model, not a curated record.
ACUGCAAAACACACCACAAGCUAAAUUUACCUUCCUAAACGCGUCGUGCUCGCUAUAGCUAGCUUAGCUACAAUGGCGGCUGCCUACGUGUUAGCACUGGCCGCGCUGCUCGCCCUGGCGUCAUCGUCUUCUCAACAAUACGCAAACGCACAAGCGUCGCUGCUUCACGGCGACGACGCUCUCGCGGCGCUGGCCGCGGCGGGGAAGCUGCGCACGGACGCGACCGCGACGGCAGCGGCGUCCACGGACUUCGGCAACAUCACGUCCGCGCUGCCGGCCGCCGUGCUGUUCCCUUCGUCCCCGGCGGACAUCGCCGCCCUGCUUCGCGCUGCGGCGGGCAAGGUCUCGUUCCGGGGCCGGGGCCACUCCGUCAUGGGCCAGGCCCUGGCCCCCGGCGGCGUGGUCGUCGACAUGCCGUCCCUGGGCCUGGGCCUGGGCUUGUCCGGAGCGCGCAUCAACGUGUCCGCGGACGGCGGGUACGUGGACGCCGGCGGCGAGCAGCAGUGGAUCGACGUGCUGCGGGCGGCGCUCAGGCAGGGCGUCGCGCCGCGGUCGUGGACGGACUACCUGCGGCUCACCGUGGGCGGCACGCUCUCCAACGCCGGCAUCAGCGGCCAGGCGUUCCGCCACGGCCCGCAGAUCUCCAACGUCCUCGAGCUCGACGUCAUCACCGGCAACGGCGAGACGGUGACGUGCUCCAAGUCCGAGAACGCGGACCUGUUCGACGCGGCGCUGGGCGGGCUGGGCCAGUUCGGCGUCAUCGUCCGGGCCCGGAUCCCGCUCGAGCCAGCCCCGGCCCGGGCCCGCUGGGUCCGGCUCGUCUACACCGACUUCGCCACCUUCUCCGCCGACCAGGAGCGGGUGAUCGCCGGCGCCGCGGAUUCGGCGUUCGGGGCCGUGAGCUACCUCGAGGGCGCGGCGUACGUGAACCAGAGCCUCGCCUCAGGGCUCAAGAACGCCGGCGGCUUCUACUCCGACGCCGACGUGUCCCGGAUCGUCGCGCUCGCCGCCCUCCGGAACGCCUCCUCCCUCUACGCCAUCGAGCUGACCCUCAACUACGUCAACGCCACCGCCGUGGACCAGGAGUUUGAGGCGGUGGUGGGGGAGCUUCGGCACGAGACGGGGUUCGCGUUCGCGCGGGACGUGGCGUACGAGGCGUUCCUGGACCGGGUGUACGAGGAGGAAGUGGCGCUGGAGAAGCUGGGGCUGUGGCGGGUCCCGCACCCCUGGCUCAACGUGCUGGUCCCAAGCUCCCGGAUCGCCGACUUCGACCGCGCCGUCUUCAAGGGCAUCCUCCAGGGCACCGACAUCGCCGGCCCACUCGUCAUCUACCCGCUCAACAAAUCCAAGUGGGACGAGGGGAUGUCGGCGGUGACGCCGGCGGAGGAGGUGUUCUACGCGGUGUCGCUGCUGUUCUCGUCGGUGGCAAACGACCUCAAGAAGCUGCAGGCGCAGAACCAGAAGAUACUGCAGUUCUGCGACAUGGCCGGGAUCGGGUACAAGGAGUACCUGGCGCACUACACCACACGGGGCGACUGGGCCAGGCACUUCGGUGACAAGUGGGAUCGCUUCGUCCAGAGGAAGGACAAGUACGACCCCAAGAAGCUGCUCUGCCCCGGCCAAGACAUCUUCAACUAGAGCUUAAUUUGUUAAUUAUGAGUAGCUGUUACUCCAAUUAGGUUAGCUAAUUUGUACCGGUAGAAACAAAAGUGUGCGAAAACCUCCACCUGCAUGUGUAUAUUCCGAACAAAAAUAAAGGUCAUGGUGAUGGAAAGAAUAAUUUGUUGAGAGGAAAUCGCACGUCGUCAUGUUCCUUCAUUUGUAAAAAGUCGUACACAAAGUCGUACACCGUCAUCUG